Messenger RNA from Xyrichtys novacula (pearly razorfish), 7891 nucleotides. The record is from the annotation of a GenBank genome assembly. NCBI's taxonomy places the organism in Eukaryota, Metazoa, Chordata, Actinopteri, Labriformes, Labridae.
AUGCAGCCUCCAGGUCAGUACUGAGGGCAUCAAAGCCCACACACGCACAUGAUCACAUACGCACACACACACACACACACACACACACACACACACACACACACACACACACACACACACACACACACACACACACACAGAGUCUAUAACAGUGUUUAUCUCUCUGCAGCUCCAGCUGAAGAGCACAUGCAGCCUCCAGGUCAGUACUGAGGGCAUCAAAGCCCACACACGCACAUGAACACACACGCACAUGAACACACACGCACACACACACACACACACACACACACACACACACACACACACACACACACACACACACACACACUCCAGUUUCACUCCUCUCUUUACGUCCUUUUAGCAGAAGGAGGAGAGGUGGAGCUUGCGCAGACUAAUCUGCCUGAAGAUGCUCCAGGUGAGUCUUACAGUCUCUAACAGUCUAUCAGUUUGAUUUCUCUGUGAUUUCAAGAACUGAAAUGAUUUCAAUAAACAAACUCAAAUGAGUUUCACAUGAACAUGAUCAGAAGUAUUGACUGAUGAUCUUGAUUCUCUUUGUCAGAGAUGAUCUUGUUUCUCUGCCGAUGUUGAUCUUGUUUAUUUCUGUCAUUGAAGAUCUUGUUUCUCUCUUCCCCUAGCAUUGCGUUUCUUUACCUGUCCUAGAGAUUGGACGCCUUACAAGACAAACUGUUACAAAUUGAUGACGACUCCGACGUCCUGGACAAAUGCUGAGGUAAUUUUACAUCAUCUUUCCUCAGUUGUCAGUAAAGUUGAAUCAAAAAAGUAUUGAAGUGCAUAGAUCUGUUUGUGUCCCUGUAGAGACAGUGCUCCGAUUAUGGAGCUGUCUUGGCUCCUGUUGAUAAUUUCGGGGAUUACAGCUUCAUGCAGUCAUACAUCAACGGACAAGGGGGUGGCGAAGCCUGGCUGGGAGGAUUUUAUUUCAAGGUUAUUAGAGAAACACACUAACAUCAUGAAAAGAUCCGUGCAUGAAUCAAACUGUUUGUAUCAGCUGAUUGAACUUCCUGUUUUUUCUGCAUGACAGUCAAACUUUGAGACAUGUCAAACUCUCUGUGUCCAUGUUUGCAGAGAUGGAGGUGGCUGGACAAUAGUCUCUUUGACAUUAACCCACCAUAUGAUACCUACAGACAGUGCAUCUCCCUUCACGGUGCCGGUGAGUCACAACACCUUCACCUGAACUUGAGCUGUGCUCAUAAAACAUCUGGAAUCACUGCAAACAUGUCUUUAAAGGUAGCAAAUAAAUGUUGUUUCAAUUCAUGUGGAUGAAACACAGCUGCAGUCUAUCAGACGCCUCUGAUCACAAAACAGUAAGCUUUAGUCAGACUACAGUCAGCUAAAAGCCAUCUUACCACUGCACUAUCAGCCUAAAAUAACAGCUGUCAGGAAGAGAGGACAAGAAACUGGCUGACAGGAUGCUGAAAUGACUCCAUUAAGGUGCUACUUUGUAAAAAGUCUGAAUAUAAACUCUUCAAAGGAUCCCUCUAAGAGUGAAGUUAGGUUUGAUUUGUACUUCUGAUCCCACUUCAGAAAGUUGAGCACUUUUCAUGCUCUACCUACACACUCAGUCCUUUGGCUCCAAAACUUUAGAUUCUUGCAAAGAUUGAAAGACCUGUCAGGAGUUUGCAUGUAUUCAGGUCUCAGAAUUGACCUGAUCUGAAAUCCAAGCCCAUGGAGAACUCUCUACUUUCAGUCUGAACAAACCUUAACAGAAAAUGUCACAUCUUUUUCAUGAUAAUGACUGAAUCUUUGCUCUUGCAGCUCAAUGGUUCAGCGAUCACUGCGAUUCCAGAAAGAGGUUUAUAUGCAUGAUGAAAACGGGCUGCUGAUACUGAAUCAGAGUCCUGACAGAGUGAUGGAGAACAUGAUGGAUCAGAUGUUGGAUGAUGGAUCAACACAGCCCCAUUUGAUUUGAAAAAGAAACGUUCAAAUGACAACAUCAUGCUGUACUUAUGAAAUUCUUCUCUGUUGGUUCAGAGGCCUCAAGCCCAGGGCUGAUUCCUCUUUGAUUCACUGAGAUAUGUGUCAUGGAUCAAAUCACAGCAAAUGAAUAAAGAAAUUAACCCUGAUGUCUUUUGGAGUCUGGUGCCUUUCUGCUAGCAGCAACACUUCACCUCUGACACAUAGACUGUUCUAUGAAUUUUAACACUACUGUGCAGCAUUUUCAGACUAAAAUAAAAUCACUGAGUUAUACUGAAGCCAGGAAAUAAGUACAGCGUAUUCUCUUUGAAUUUGUGUCCUGCAUACAUCAAUCACUCUUUUUUAGGUUUGUAGUUGAGUUGAGUCAGUUUGGGUAGAUCUUUCCUUCACUGGGUCCAGGUCACAGUUAGAGUCCCCUCCCAUAAAAUGUACUUUUACAUUUAGAAAUAGUUUUUGUCAUCAGUUUGCUCAGGACUUAGACUUUAUGAUGAAAGAUGCCUUUUACAGAUGUUUGCAAGCCAGGCAUCACUUAAAUCCAAACCAGAAUGAGGGUUUCUACAGUUAUUUCUAACAUUACGCCCCUUUAAAAUAUCACGAAAUAUUCAAACUCCGAUUGUUUAGUGGAACCCAACAAUCUCUGUUUUUUCAAGAAAACUGGAAUAUUAAUGAUUAAAAUAAACGUAAUAUACAGUCUACAGAGCUAACUCUGAACACAGCUUAUUACUGCUGGUAAUUGUUCUCCAUAUACUUAGUUCAGACAGAAAACUUUUCUUCCAAGUAAAGAUCAGCGUCCUGUUUCUCCAGGUAGAGCUGCCACAAUACCAGAUUUUCACUGCACAGUUAUCAAGCCAUAAAAUAUUGAGUCAUGCAAAGGGAAACUUUGAUUUUAGGUAAAAGCUGCUUUCUGUUGAGGAAAAGUUGCAGAUCUGAAUGAAAACAGUUGGAAAGUUUAAAUGUUCAAUCAGUCAGGAACCUGAGGCGACACAAACUCUAAUAAUGGUUUUUGGAUUCAUAAUAAAUCUUUGGAGCUGAAAAGCACUGUAGAUCUGAGAAAGAAAAUAGAAAUAAAUACACAUUGAAAGGGAUUAACGAUAAACCAACCAACCAAUGUGUAGACUGAACAUAAAGCCCAUAAAAGUAACAACCACAGCAUUUAUGUAUAUAAAUGUUCCCCACAAAAUCAACAAGCAAAGACCCAAACACAUUUCUGAACAAGCAGCCAGAUAAACGUGUUCAUAUACCAUUCCUUUUAUAUGUUUUUAUUUAUCUAUUUUAUGCAUUUUUAUCAAAUACAUGUGAUAUCACAAGUUGUUAUUCCAAACAGCUGUUGACCAAGAUGACUUCUUUUUCAAGCAUAUGCCCCUCUUCACCUGCACCUGCUCACUGUGAUUCCUCCGUCAGAAACACCGCAGGGUGUUUUAACAUCUCAAGACCAAACUCUCUAGACUUUCAGUGGGAUACAUUUAAACUUUUUUUAAAAAUAAAAUUACAUACAUCCUUUAUAAUAUUCUACAUAAGCUGCCAACUUUCAGGUCAUGUGACUUUCCCCUCAGAUCAAAAGACUCCUUCUCUGUCUUUACCAGUGGAACGAUUUGGUUCAGCUUUACUCCGGGGCUUCUGGCAGCCUCACCCCCCUAGACCAUCUGAAAUUAAAAUGGGAAGAAGAUUUUGGAUGAAACCUUGAGAAUGGCUGUGGAGGCAGUAUACUCCACCUCUAUGCGUGUCAGACAUAAGGUUAUUCACUUCAAAGUACACAGGCUUCACAUGUCAAAGUCCACACUUGCACAACUCUUUCCAGAACUUGACCAAUCCUGCCAGCGGUGUAAUCAUCACACAGCGAUGCCUCUCCAUUCUUUCUGGGCAUGUCCCAAGAUAAGACAAUUUUGGAGCAGGCUCUAUGGGACUUUCUCCUACAUGUGUAAUAAGACCAUUGAGUUGGAGCCACAGUUGGCAAUAUGUGGUGCGGUUCAGACACAUCUGGGUCUUUCGAGAGCUCAAACCCACACUCUGGCUUUUCCAUCCUUAAUUGCAAAAUGCCUCAUCUUGUUGAACUGGAAGUGCAACCUGCCACCUCUAUGUAGUCGAUGGGUCAAUGAUGUGAUGGUACAUUUAAAGCUGUCAAAAUCAAUAAAAACGACUGAAUAAUAAACAGAGUCGUUUAGAUCAUUUACAUACUGUAUAUAUGUAUAUAAUAAUUUCCCUGCUGAAUGCAAGAGAGAGAGAGAGAGUGUGUUUAAGUAAAGGUGAAUUUAUUGAUCAGGUAACAGCGGUGAGAGAUCUGGGGAUCAUUUUAAAUUCUCGGUUAAAUUUUGAAAGGUUUCCCAACAAUUCAGUCUAAUCUUUGUCAUUUUAAGAUGAGAAAUGAUUUAACAUUCAGUCGUGUCUGUCUGUGUUUAACUCCUGAGAUACUCUCAAGUCUGUCUGGUGGUUUAAUGGUCUGGUUCCAGGCAAACUGGUUAGUUACCUAAUCCUUGGAGAGCCUCUACAAUCAUGCCUUGAAAAUCUUGCACACAGACAAAAAAAAAAAAUAUCACCACUGCCAAAUUCUAAGGGGCGGGCGCUGCACAUCUGCAAGAAACUCUAUAAAACUUUGCUCUGUGUUUAUUAAUGUAAACUGUCAUAUCUCUAACAUUUAAACCAUAAAUAAUGAAUUACAACAGGAAGGGAACGUUGACAGAGAUGAUGCAACAGUUAAGGUUAACAGGUGAAGAACAAAUUCAGGAACACGUUGAUGAUAAAUCUCUGAGGGAUGGUGGCGUUUGGAACAAGUCACAAACAUUUAUUGAGCUGUUAUGACUGCAGACUACGAAUCAUAAAGUAAUUUACCGGAAGGAGCUGGCUCAUUGUGUUGAUUUUCAAUAACUGAUUAAUUAAAUGUGUCUGUAGGGAAAUUAUUAACAUUAAUUCAGAUAAUAUUUCCAUACCAGCUAUAAAUCAGUCUCUCACUGUUUUCUUAUCAGCCUUAUGUGGACCUUAAGUCACAUUUAGUUUGACACUCUGUCCUCCAGCUGAACAUGACCAUAUUUGUCCAGGUAUGAGUGUAUAAAAAGCAGGACGGUCUAGUCUUCAUCACUCACCUGAGAGCAUCAGCUGAUAUUCACCUGACAGGUAAGUCCCCCCCAUCCCUUUGCCACAGGAGGUCAGGAGGUAGCACAUUUUCUGAUUUCCAGCAGGUCUCCAGUCUCUUCAUCAUCCCCCUCCUCUGCAUCAUGAAGGCUCUCCUCCUCCUUUCCCUCCUCACUCUCUCAGCUGCAGCAGGUCAGUUUGUUUUACUGUUUUCUUGGGUUCAUUGAUUUUCCACAUUUUGGCUUGGAGCUUUGGCAGUAAUGAUCUGGACUUAUUGCUGCUAUCCUUUGGCUAUUUAGAGCAACACAACAGACUGAGGAUAUUCGGAGAGCAUGAAGUACAAAAGUUGAAGUCUGGAUAGAGCUCUUUGUGUGCAUGUGUGUGUCGCUAGUUUGUUCAACCUUUGUUUCUUUGACUGAGAGUUUAGAUAUUCCCCAAACAGCUCAGCUGCAAAACCAAACCUUAAAGGAUUGUUUGGUCUGAGCUGAGAAGAGACCCAGAGAGUGUAUUGUUAUGGAGGCUGUGGGAGAAAAAAUCACCUAAAUCUGUGCACAGGUCAAUAAAAAAGUGAAUGCUAUAAAGACAAAAGGAAAGUUUGAAAAUCUUUCAAUCUGAAUAAAAUCAGAGAUCUUUUUGAGGGAUAUCAAAAGCAACUGUCUCAAAAACAAACUUUAAUGGUUUCCUAACAAAGUGCCAACAUUUGAAUCUGUUGAAAAUGAUUAUUUGGGGACCCAAAAAGAAAUGUAUUUGUUCGAAUUCACGAAAUGUCCAACAUUUUAAUGCAAAGAAGCUUCUAACAGCUUGUUGUACACGACCCUAAGAGCUGACUUCAAUAUAAGUCUCCUGUGAAAGGACUGAGAGCCAGUCAUGGUUUAGAAUUUAAUAGUGGGCCAUCUUUUGGCUCCCCCACUGGCUCUCACUCAGAAACCACCUGUUUGACUCUGACUCUCCAUGGUGUGGUUAGUGUAGUUGUGCAGGCUGCAGCUCCUCCCUCUCACAGCUCAUGCUUUCUGUUUCUUUCUCAGUGUUAAAAGAUGACGUUCCUGCCCCUGAAGGUGAGAAGCAAAAAACAUAGCUCUCAACAUCCUGAGCCAGUUAUCUGAUCUCAUAGUGACUUUUUCUAUCCUUUCAGAGGAGGAUGCUGCUGCAGAGAUGGCUGCACCUGCUGGAGGUCUCCUGUCUUUAAAUGUUCAGCCUGUCCAUGCAUUACACUGACUCUGUUCUUUCAGUCAUAGUGACCACCUGCGUUUUUUUUUUUUGUUUGUUGUUGUUUGUUUUUUCUGUCUUCUGCAGUUCGGUUCUUCACUUGUCCCUCUGGGUGGGUCAGAUACAAGCACAGCUGUUAUUUAUAUGUAACCUCUCCACAGUCCUGGAGCAAUGCUGAGGUAACUUUACAUCAUCGAUGCUCUCUUAGCAGGAAACUGUCAUUCAUAAAUAAUAUUUUAAAAUGUGUUGAUGUCUCCUUCAGGCCCACUGUGACAGACUGGGAGCCUCAUUGGCCUCUGGCCAUGAUGCGUUUGAUUACACUUUCCUCCAGUCGCUCACCAAAAAAGCAUCAAGCGUCGCAGCCUGGACCGGAGGAUACUUCUUCCUGCAGGCACGUGCACAUAGAGGAAUAUAGAAAUAACAAAGAUAGAUAUAUUAUCCAGACCAGAAUGACUCCCCUCGACUUCAUCUAGCUGCAGCUUCAGUAGAAACACAGACAUAACAUUUUGCUAAAGCUAUACAUGAAGGUUAAACUUUGUCAUAAUGUGUGUUAAACUCUGUGUGUGUUGAUGUGAGCAGAACUUUAGGUGGGUGGACCAGAGCCGCUUCAGCUACCACAACUGGUCCCCUCAGCUCAGGCCUGACAUGAACCCCUGUCUCUUUGUUCAGGCCAUGGGUGAGUCCCAACAUCUCUAUCUUUCAUCAUAACUACAUUUAUCGAGAGUUAACAUAGAUGUUACAUAAAGGAGCUUCAGGAGGGUUAAUAGACAAUUGAAAUAAGUAUAAUUGUGAUUAUUAUUAUUAUUAUUAUUAUUAUUAUUAUUAUUAUUAUUAUUAUUAUUAUUAUUAUUAUUAUUAUUAUUAUAUUUUCAAAUUUGGAAGGAAAAAUGGCUGUUUUCAGUUAAGCUGCCAAUAAGCAUCCCUUUUCCAACUUUGCAUUGAUUUAGAUUUCCUCGACGGUUUUAAUAUUAACAGAAAAAUAAAUAGAUAAAUAAAUAAGAACUAAACUUUAGGCUAGAGUCUAGAGUCACAACGCAAAAAUUGUGCUGUGACACCACAGUGAGCAUAGCGGUCUAAUGUCUUGAUCACAUUAAUCACAGCAUGUGGAGACAAAGACCAUCAUACAGUUACUGUAGAGCAUUAGUUCAUUUCAAUGAUCAAAAACGUCCACAAUAAUUUUCUUUCUCAAUGAUUCACUGGGGUCUCCGACCUGCACUUAAAAUCACUUUGGUGAUGCUGAGAGCCUAAAUUCAGGUUUUGCCAGGUCUGUCUGCAAGAUAAUAUCAGGAAAAUCUUAAAAUCUUCACUUUUAAAUGAAGUUUGGUUUGAUUAUAUACAAUGCAAGUAUUUUUUUAAAGCAUACAUUUUAAGUUUUUGACUAUGCAGAAGUUAGGAUUAGAGACAUGCUACAUAUUUGGGUAUGUGCAGCUCUUUGUACAGACCUUAUGUCAUCUGACCACGUGAAGACGACUUUCUACUUUCUGUCUGAACAUAAACUGUAAAUAUAAAUAUAAGUCUGUUUUUUCAUUUUUUACUUUUUUUUUUGUUGUUGUUGUUUUUAAAUCAAUGACUGAAUAUUUUGUUUUAGAGAACGGCUGGGGCAAUGGUGACUGUGGUACUUUAAGGCACUCCAUCUGCAUGAGGAGAAUUGACACCUGCUGAAGCUGAAUCAGAGUCAGAAAGAUGG